Ilyonectria robusta is the source of this 4563-nucleotide messenger RNA. RefSeq lists its product as uncharacterized. NCBI's taxonomy places the organism in Eukaryota, Fungi, Ascomycota, Sordariomycetes, Hypocreales, Nectriaceae. The record is from RefSeq and is a predicted model, not a curated record. Gene Ontology annotation, cellular component: gamma-tubulin complex; spindle; microtubule. Gene Ontology annotation, biological process: mitotic cell cycle; mitotic spindle organization; microtubule nucleation. Gene Ontology annotation, molecular function: structural constituent of cytoskeleton; GTP binding. Bases 1 to 4563 code for a protein of 1520 amino acids. The transcript has 20 exons.
AUGGUCACCUUUUCCAUCCCCGGCGACGGCGAGCUCGCUGAGUCGAACAGGAGCACGCCCCGUCCGCGUCCCCCUCUGCCCUUCGCGAAGCGCGCCUACGUUUCGUCGCCUUUCGCAAGCAAGCGCCUGGGCACUCCUCAGAGUGCCCCAUCGCGGAAGCUUUUGAUGACCCGCGAUGAAGUUCCAUCGAGCAGCCUCAACAAGAACUCGAUUGCUACUGCUCGCAACAUCUUUAGGGCGUCCACCAUCAGCGACAGUCCCCCCGUCGCUCCCUUCUCCCCGAGUCUGCCUCAGAGCACCAUGAAGAAAGUCUUCGCCCCUGGUGCCACCCCCGAACCGAACCGCAUGUUCCGAGAAUCUACUGCCCAGGCCACUCCUCGAGGAAUGGCCGCCAAGGCUACGUCUAAAGAAUUGUUCCCCAUGCGAAUUGAAGAUCCUGAUCCCGAGCUAUCUGGCGAGGCUCUGACCAGGAAGAUCCCCAAGGAUUGGAACUCCAAGGGUUCCAUCUACGCCGACCAGUUCCUCGCGCACCUCUGCCCUCCUGACUUCGACGACGAGCAGCGACGACAGUUCUUCUGCAUCCUCGAUCUCCGACGCCUCAAGUACGCGGCCAACGAGAUUUUCUCAAAGAAAGAUUGGAAGAUGAAUGUUGUCAACUUCGCCAAGGAGUUUGAGAAGAGCCGAAGCAUCAUUCUUCUGCGAUACGGUCUAUACGAAUUCCAGAAUGUCAAGCCGUCGAAGGAUAUCUUGAAGAGGUGGCGACGAGAGCACGGUCUGCCUGAGCCUGAGGAGGAGGAUGUCGAACCAACUCCCACCAAGGCCACAGCCUCAAAGAAGCGCAAGGCCGACGAUGACCUCUCUAAGGACACAGACCUGGCCGCUACCAACAAGAACAAGCGACGAGCUGCGGACAGAGACGAGGAGGAGCAGGAGCAGUCAGCACCUGUUGCCACACCAGCUCUCAACAACAAGAAUAAGAGAAAGGCAUCUCUUAGCGGAGAGGCUGAGAGCCAGCCUUCCAAGAUGCAAAAGUCUACUCCCUCGGCCGCGAAGGCUCUCUUGGAGAAGAUUGCGAACAAGUCGUCUACUCCAGCUGGUUCCCCUGUGAAGGCUACACCCAAGCCGGCGGGCGACAGCCUGGCUGCCAAGCCAAACCCCUUCGGAUCGAACAAGACCAACGGCGGCAGCGCCAGCUUGGCCCGUUCCGGUGGCAACAUUUUCGGAUACCUCUCCGAUGCGAGCUCUGCCAAGAACAGUGGAAUGGACGCCGAUGCAGAGAGCGAGAGUGACUCUGAUGCCGAGGCCACUGCUAGUGGCGCCGACACGGCCUCUCAAAUCGGCUCUGGCCUCUUUGGCACCAAGCCUGCUCCAACCAGCGCUCCUGCAGCUGGCGAGUUCAGUGCCCCUGGAACAAGAGAAAGCACACCUGGUCGAAGUCUGUUUGAUCUGCGAUUGGAGGACAAGCCUGAAGCAGCAACGUCUGAGAAGACUGCAUCCAAGCCUGCUGACCAGACGUGGAACCCCAAUACUACCCCUAUCAAGUUCGCGCCGACAGCCUCUGCAAGCCAGCCUAAUACACUUUCCAUUUUUGGUUCCAAGGCCACUGCCACCUCCAACUUCUUUGGAACAUCCAAGCCUGCCGAUAAGGAAUCCUCGGAGCCUGCCGCCGAACACAAAGACAAGUCUGGAGGCGAAUCUGAUAAGGAAAAUGACGAGGCUCCUAAGAAAUCUCUCUUGGGAACUUCCCUCUUCCAGCAGAAGCCGGCAACGGAGACUUUCAAGGCCGCCGAGCCUGUCAAGCCUACCCCCAGCUUGUUUGGAGCUCCCAAGUCCGAUGACAAGCCCGCGACACCUUCUACGUCCAACAUGUUCGGCUCCUCCUCGACCCUAUUCGGAACGAAGCCCCCGGCCAGCGCCGCAACCACAACCCCGGGCAACAUCUCCAGCGAUGCCUCUGCUCCUGCGGCUGCUCCCGCUUUCAGCUUUGCAGCCGGUGCCAGUAAGCCUAACGGAGCCUCGGAGCUUGCAUCCAAGCCCCUCUUUAGCGUACCCAACCCCAUGAAGCAGGAUGACGCUGCUGCGGCUCCGGCUGCUCCCAUCUUCAGCUUCAGCGCUGCAUCAACUACUCCCGCUCCUGCUCCUAUUUUUAGCGGUGCUUCUUCAACCCCAGCCAACGGUGCCAACACCACUACCCCAAGCUUCGGUGCGGGCUCCUCUUCGAACUCUGGAUUCAGCUUUGGAACUUCCGGUGGGGCUGCCCCUACAUUUGGCUCGACCUCGUCCUCGACCCCGGCCUCAGGAGGCAUAUUCAACUUUAGCGGAAACGCGGCUCCGUCGACCACCGGUUCUGCCUCUAGCACGUUCCAGUUUGGAAGCGGCAGCACCAGUGCGCCGCCCCCUACCUUUGAAGCGAGCCAGGCCAACGCCGCCCCUGCCCCAGGGUUCAACUUCACCGGAGCCCCCGCUCAACCUGCAACUUCUGGCGGCAUGUUUGGAUCCAACCAGCCAGCAGCUGCCUUCGGCAACCUCCAGCCGCCGGCUGGUGGGGCGUCUACCACCGGGACAAACACACCAUUCAGUCUUGGAGGAGGCUCCAGCCUGGCUACGACACCCGCUGGAGGGACCCCGGAACCAUCUGCGCCAACCCAGGGAGCUGCCGGCGGUAACGACGAGGAUGGGGAAAAGCACGAGCAGAUCAACUUGACGGAGGGGCUGGAGGCGGAUGAAGAGGUCCUACACGAUGUGCGGGCCAAGGUGUUGAAGUUUGUCUCGGCUGCAGAGAAAUCAGACGACAAGCCCAAGUCGAAGAGCCCGUGGUCGACUCAAGGCGUGGGUCCGCUCCGGCUGUUGAAGCACAAGGAGACAAAUGCGGUGCGACUCCUUAUGCGGGCAGAGCCCCGCGGCAAUGUGGCCAUGAACCGAACUGUUCUGCCGGACAUGUCGUACAAGGCAGACGAGAAGUAUGUCAGGAUGACAACUUCGAACGAGAAGGGAGAUGGUCUGGAGACGUGGAUGAUCCAGGUCAAGACGAAGGACCUGGCAAAGGAGUUGGCAGAGGCACUUGAAAAGCACAAGACGCUGAACAAGAAAUGCCCAGGUACCGUCACCCCUUUGCGAGCCUCUCUCUCUGUCUCUCUCUCUCCUACCCUGUCAUUUGCUCACCUCUCUGCGCUCUUUCUCAGGGAAAUCAUCACCAUCCAGGCCGGGCAGUGCGGCAACAGCAUCGGAAGCCAGUUCUGGCAGCAGCUCUGCCAGGAACACGGCAUCAGCCAGGAUGGCAACCUCGAGGACUUUGCGACCGAGGGCGGUGACCGCAAGGACGUCUUCUACUACCAGAGCGACGACACCCGAUACAUCCCCCGCGCGAUCCUGAUCGACCUGGAGCCCAGGGUCCUCAACGGCAUCCAGACCGGCCCCUACAAGAACAUCUACAACCCCGAGAACUUCUACGUCGGCAAGAAUGGCAUGGGUGCUGCGAACAACUGGGGUGACGGAUACCAGAGCGGCGAGGCCGUAUGCGAGGACAUUAUGGAGAUGAUUGACCGAGAGGCCGACGGGAGCGACUCCCUCGAGGGAUUCAUGAUGCUGCACUCCAUCGCCGGCGGAACCGGUUCCGGUCUGGGUUCGUUCCUCCUCGAGAAACUCAACGACCGCUUCCCCAAGAAGAUUAUCCAGACGUACUCAGUCUUCCCCGACACCACCAGCGCCGGCGACGUCGUCGUCCACCCCUACAACAGCAUUCUUUCCAUGCGCCGACUAACCCAGAACGCUGACUCCGUCGUCGUCCUCGACAAUGGCGCCCUCUCUCACAUUGCUGCUGACCGACUCCAUGUUCAGGAACCUUCGUUCCAACAGACGAACCAGCUGGUCGCCACCGUCAUGUCGGCGAGCACCACCACUCUACGAUACCCUGGCUACAUGCACAACGAUCUCGUCAGCAUCCUGGCCUCUCUAAUCCCGACCCCAAGGUGCCACUUCCUCAUGACAGCCUACACUCCAUUCACCGGCGACCAGGUCGAGCAAGCCAAGACGGUGCGCAAGACGACGGUGCUAGACGUUAUGCGACGGUUGCUCCAGCCCAAGAACCGCAUGGUGUCGACGGUUCCUGGGAAGAAGAGCUGCUAUAUCUCCAUCCUCAACGUCAUCCAGGGUGAAGUCGAUCCUACCGAUGUCCACAAGAGUCUGCUCCGUAUCCGUGAGCGUCGCCUCGCCACCUUCAUCCCCUGGGGCCCUGCCAGUAUUCAGGUCGCCUUGACGAAACGAAGUCCCUACAUCCCCAUGAGCCAUCGUGUGAGCGGUUUGAUGCUGGCCAACCACACCAGCAUUGCGACGCUCUUCAAGAGAAUCGUAAGACAGUACGACGGCAUGCGCAAGCGCAACGCCUUCAUGGAGAGUUACAAGAAAACCGCCCCGUUUUCGGAGAAUCUCGACGAGUUCGACGAGGCGCGGCAGGUCGUUGGGGACCUCAUUGGCGAGUACGAGGCCGCCGAGGGCGCAGAUUACCUCAACCCAGAUGCAGGGGAGAAGGCCACAUCGGCGGAGACAGAUGGGCGUAUGGCAUAA